GCUAUAACGUAAACACGUGUGGAGUGCGGUCGCCGCACGUUUUAUUAUUUUCGGAUUUACUUUGGAUAUUGUUUAAAGAAAAGAACAGAAAGACAACCCAAGAUGAGUACCGCGUUGGCCCAGCAGCUGCAGAAACUGACGGCGCCCCAGUCGUCGAUUACUUUGGCGGACGCCCGGAGUCGCGCCUCCGUGCUCUUCGAUCCCAAGGAGGCGGCCAAGAAGGACAGGCGCUCCAUCUACAAUAUCGGCAUAACAGGACUGCAAGAGCUUACAGAGUUCAAUCCAGACUUUAAGGAGUUCCAGCUGACGCUCUUCGAUGAGGCCACAUUGACGCUGGAGCGAUCCGUCGAGCUGCCGGAGGUCAACAAGAUGCUGGACGCGGCCAUUGGCAAGUUCCUGCGCCUGCUAUCGCCCUACCUCCUGCUGCGCCCCGCCCAUUUGGCCUUCGAGUGGCUGCUCCGACGGUUUCAGGUGCACGAGUACAACCGCCGCGAUGUGAUGGCCUUGAUCCUGCCCUACCACGAGACCAAGAUCUUCGUCAUGAUCCUACAGACCAUGCGACUCCGGUCAUCGGAUGCCGACUGGUACUGGCUGCGUCCGCUUCAGCGUCCUGGCGUCUCGCUGGCCAAGACGACCAUCAUCAACAGGGCCUCCAACAAUCCCGCCUUCCUGAGCUUCAUCUGCCAGAGCACCCAGAAGGCGGUCAAGGAACUGGGUCCGAGAGCCCACCAACUGCAGGCCCAGAUCAACUUCUAUGCCACCGUCGUUGUGGGUGCCCUACAAACAGCUAAACCCCUGGAGGAUUGGCACAUCACCACUAUUCUGGAGUCCUUGCUCCGCGGUCUGGUGUCUGAUAACAUCGAUUUCAUGGCUGCCGCCUAUGUGAUCGUCGCCCAGCUGGUUUCGCGCACCAAGCUGAAAAGCAAGGUCUGCAAUGCCUUGUUGGAUCGCGUAGCCAACUGCCCUUUCGAGAGGCUGCACAACGAGUCCCUGCUCCUGCUCGUGUGCAUCUAUGGCAAACAGAAGGCUGCUGUGCCACACUUUAAGCCAGAGACCGUCCUGAAUCUCGUGGGCCAGAAGUGGCUCAUCCCGGCUCUGGCUUCGCUGGCCAAAGGCAACAUCGCCAUUCAGUCCAUCUGCAUGCCACUUGUGACGGCAGCCGUGGUCGCCAUUCGGGAGCAGGACCACGCCUCCAACUCGUGCAAACUGCUCCUGGACAACCUGCUCUCGGAAGUGCCAAUGGCAAAGCCGACUGCCCAGGAACUAAUCAAUUGCUUUCUGGAUACUUUUGUGGAGGCGGAGAGUAAGUUACCAGAGCCCAUGGACACCACGCCACCCGAAAAUGACGAUACCAUCGUAAUUGAUUCUGAUGAUGAGCCUGAGACGGAGAAGACUAGCUUUCAAACCUGGUAUUCCGCUUACCUAGAAAAGAUGGAGAGGCGCUAUCCGGAAGCUUUUGACCUUAGUGUCAAAGAGGCUCUCAGAGCCGUAUCCAGCACAAACAAUCGCAAGAAGGCCUUAAAGUUGGCCUUAGGUUUCCGACUCAACACCUCCGAUGAAAAGGCAAAAAACGCAUAUGAGAAGCUCUACCACUACAGCGCUGACUGGCGUCUGAGUGCCGUACAACAACUGCUUAAAAACCUCAAGAUAACUAAGAAGCGGGAGCGAAGCGUGAAGCUGCUGCAGGAAUGUCUGCCUGACAGGAUUAAUGAUGACAGUGGCGCUGUUGUGUCGGCGGUGCUCUCACUGACCACGGACGAGCUGAGCGAGAUGCUGGGCCCUCUUCCCCUGGCCCAAACGCUGUGCCGUCUGUUACACCGCGCCCAUUCCGAAAAGGAGCAGGAGUGGCAGUCUGUGGUUCCUCUGGCUGUUCAACACUUAACCUCAGCCACCGUUUGCGACUUCUACGACAAAAAUCUGGUCUUACUGGCACUUAUGCCGCUACUCUUCCCUGGAGAAGCUUUGGCGAAGCACGAGCACAAGGCUCUGCUGAUCCUGCUCGGCAGUGAUUUUGCCAGUAAAGUUCCAUUUUUGGCAGACCUCAAAGUGAGCGCCGAAUUUAGCGAUUUUAAACCCAACGAGCAUCGUCAGCACUUCUUGGAUGUAAUUGCGAGCAGCAGUGAGGAGUUACUCAGUCAAGAACGGGCACUACUUCAAAGCGUAGAGGAUCAUGGAGGAGAAGCCUUCAUACAGGAAGCAUCCCAGCUAACUCAUCUCCUAUUGCUGCUGACUGCCUACGCGAAGAGGAACCUUCAACCUCAGGAAAGCCUUCACAUGCUGGAGAAAGUUGAGCUUUACAGUCGGCGCAUCCAGUUCCGUGUGGUUACCGGAAAUCGCAACACCCAGAAUUUCGCCCCACUCCAAUUGUAUGUGGACUUCCUUUUGACUUUGGUUAAGAACACCAAAUGGACAACUCUAGCUUCAACGCCUUGGAAUCAGUUAACGGAGGAACUUCGUCUCUUUCUGCGGCUGUUGGAGACAAUAUGCGCCCAGGUCUUCUCGGAACGGGCCGAUCAGCCAGAGCGUCAAGAGUGGACGCGUGCCCUGCAGCAAAGUUUCCAACUUAUUCUGCCGAAGGCUCAAGACAAGCUGGAUCUGCUGACCAACUUCUAUAUCUUCGAGCGACUGCCGGAGCUAUGGCCUCGGGACUCGGACUAUGCCGUGUUCCGUUUGCAUGGUUUCCUGCUGUUGGACGCUGUUCUCUCCAACCCAAAAUCCCAGCUAGAGUGCAGUCUGGUUCAUGUGUUGCGGGUGGCCAACGCCUGCGGAUCGCCCCUACAAACUCUGCGAGUACAGGCUCUCAACACCCUGCAGUUGAUCAGCAAUCGCAAACUUGUGUCCCAUGUCGAGCAAUUUGUGCGAUCGUUGCUGCAGCGCAAGAGCGAGUUGGGCAUGGAUCACGAACAGUAUGCCCUGAUUCUAUACACCAUUCUGGAGCCAGAGAAGGCCACUGCCAAGGAGAAGCUGGUCCUGUCCAAGCUACGAAGAGCUGUUCUAGCAUUGGCCUGCGAUCCCGAGCAGCCGCCUAUCAGUACUGCAGCUCUGCUUGCGGCCCUUAAGCACGUCAACGAUGAGCAUUUCCUAUCCGAAUUACUACCGCUGGGAUUUGAAUCCCUGAAGAAGAUUACAGCGGGCGAUGGCAACCAGCACAUAAAACAGCUGCCGUGGCCUCAUAACGAAAUCUACAAGUCGGUGAUGGAGAAGUUCGAGGGAAGUGUAGCAGUGAACGUCUUACUCCGUAAGGAUCUAACUUGGAAGCUGUUCGAGGAGAGUUUCGCCCAUCACGAUACCUACGUUCAACUGGAGCAGAAGCUUCAACCUCUUCCCUGUGUCUUGUUGAAUAGCCUGACACCGGAGACAUUUGAGCAACUGCAGUCGAAGCAUAAAGUGGCUUUCAUCAAGCUGAUCAUAGAAGCAGCCACCAAGUCGGAUAACGAUAGCAUUUUCCUGGCCAGUCAUCGAUUGCUGAAACGCUGCCGUUUGGAAUGCCAGCCACUUGUGCCAAUGCUGUUGGAUAUGGCUAAGAAGACGCCAGCCAGGCGAGGGACGGUAGUUACAACCAAACUGGAUCUAACCAACCCAGCUUGGAAACACGGAAUAACUCUUCUGGAGCUUCUGGAACACAAGAAGAUAUUGGUUGGUGCUGAGCUUUUGAUUCCUCCGCUUUUCGAUCUACUCGGGACAUGUGUGAAUUUGGACGAGCAGAGUUCCGUCGAAUAUCCAAAGCAGCUGUUCCUCUCCAGCUUGAUGCACUGCUGCCAAACGGCCAAGUUGGCCGGAGUGCAGAUUGUUAAGGCCGUGCCCGAAGCCCUCUUCCGCGUCGAUUUUGCUGUGCAGGCUCUGAGGAACACACGCAAUCCGCAGACUCAGCAGCACGCCCUGAUCUUCCUGACCCACUGUGCCGCCAUGUAUCCGCAGCAGGUGCUGCUCAGGAUCGUCGAGAUCUUUACGUUCGUGGGAUCCUCGGUCGCAAGACACGACGAUGCCUUCAGUCUCCACAUAAUUCACAAUGUGGUCGAGACUAUUAUACCCAUACUGCUACUUAAUACUGGACACAAAGAGCUGGUUAUUCCUGUGCUCAAAGUGUUUGCUGAUAUAUGCGUGGAUGUGGCGGCCCAUCGGAGACUGCCUCUUUAUGCCACCCUGUUUCGAGUUCUUGAACCCAAAGAGCAUCUCUGGCAGUUCUUGUGCAUUGUAUUUGAGAAACAAGUGCUUCUGGAGAAUACCGCAUCUACGGACAAAUCCCGAUUGGACUUUGCCCGUGAAGUAACGCUGAUGUUUGAGGAUCCCACGGUUGUUUUGCAGACGUGCAUCAAUCUGUUGGAUUACCUGGCCAAGUUGCCGGCCAACAAGAGUGACCUUUCGGAGGGCAAAGGUUCCUCCUCGCCGGAACAUGAGCUCUUUGACGCGCGCACCCGAACGUUUAAGCAGCUUCGCCACUACAAGUACCUAAUAAUUGACUUCCUCUCUGGAAUCAGCAGCUGCGACGAAUGGCAGGCGAAGAUGAAAGUGCCCGAUCCCCGUAAACUACUGCAGUGCUAUCAGGAAUUUAUCCUAAAGGCGCUCGCUUAUGUGGGCGUGGUUAAUGCAGCGGUGGAAGCAUCUAGCGAUACGCCAAAUCUAGAGAAGUUCUGGCGGGUGCUUGGAAACCAUGCGCACGAUGUUUUGGACAACGCCAUCGCUCUACUGGCACCAGAACACUUCCUCAGCGUGAUCACCGAACUAUUGCAGCACGAUCAUUUGUAUGUGCGCAUCAAGGUGUUGGAGUUAUUAGUGACCAAGUUGGGCCUCGCAAGCGAAUACUUCCUGGAAACUGAAGCCAAACGCUUCGGUGUGCUCUUCGUCCCAUUGCAGGACAUCAUCGACGGGAUCCUGGAGGGCGGGUCUAGUAGCGCUCAGCAGGCUAAGCUGCAACAGACUGCGCUCCAUGCUCUUCAGCUCUUGGCCUACCGCUUCGGACAAGAGUUCAUCGAGGAGUGCCGCUCCCUACUGGCCACUCUGACCAAGAUCACCAAGCGGCGGGCGAAUGUGCCCAAGGCAGUGGUGGGCAAUGUUGUGCUAACCCUAGUCGAGAUCUGCGCAAGUCUCAAGGCCCAUGCCUUAGCCCAGUUGCCCAAGUUCGCCCCGCAGCUUACCGAGCUUCUAAAGGAACAGGUUCACCAGAUGGCCACGCUCAAACAAGGACCGGACUACGUCUGUUCAACCCUGGUCUCUGCUCUCCACAAGCUAUUUCAGGCGUUGCCGCUCUUCCUGGGACCCUAUUUGGUGGACAUCAUUGCUGGCUUGGCACGGCUCUCCGUGCAACUGGACAACCCCCUGCUGCUGCAGGAUAAACGCGCCCAAGGGGUAAAGCAGCAACUUGGGGAAGUUUUUUCCGCGGUUGCCCAGGGCGUGCAGGUGCGCAUCCUGGUUCCCAGUUGCGCAAACGCCUUCACCAGCCUAUUAGAGGAGCAAGCUUAUGAUGAGUUGGCACAACUGAUGCAGCAGCUCCUGCGCCAGGUCAUUCGACACAAUACCACGGCGCAAAUGUAUCCUGUUCAGGAUUCACUUAGCGAGUUGUUCCUGCAAGCGCUUGAUUUCCGUCUGCAUGUACGUGGACGCAAACUGCAAAGGCAGCUGGUUUCAGAUGUGGAGGCUGCCGUUGCCGAGACUUUUGUGACAUGGAUCCUAAAGUUGUCGGAGACGAGCUUCCGUCCCAUGUACGCCCGUGUGCACAAGUGGGCGCUGGAGAGCAGAUCGCGGGAAACGCGUCUCACCUACUUCCUGCUGACCAACCGGAUCGCCGACGCUCUGAAAUCCCUGUUUGUGCUCUUUGCCAGCGAAUUUGUGGAAGACUCCUCGCGCUUACUAACGGAGGUCAAUUCGAUCCGCCCGGAAUUCGAAGCCGGAGACACGGAAGAUGAUGUCGAGCUGUUGACAGCAGUCCUGAACACUCUGCAUAGCGUUUUCUUAUACUGCAGCGAGGACUUUAUCAACGAGCACCGCUUCAACGCACUGAUGUCGCCGUUGGUUGAUCAGUUGGAGAACAAUCUGGUGCUGGGCAAUGAUGCGCUGCAGCAAGUUCUCAGCAACAGCAUCGCCCAGCUGGCGGCGGCCACCAACGAUGUUAUGUGGAAGCAGCUCAACAGCCAAGUGCUCCUCAAGACCCGCACCCCAACGCCCGAAGUGCGGAUUUUGGCCUUCAACAGCUGCGUGGCUAUCGCCCGCAAGCUGGGAGAGAGUUACGCACCCCUUCUGCCGGAGACAGUUCCCUUCAUCGCCGAACUGCUAGAGGAUGAGCACCAGCGCGUGGAGAAGAACACGCGCAGUGCGGUGCAGGAGCUGGAGACCAUUCUUGGCGAGCCGGUGCAAAAGUAUCUGUAGUUAUGAAAGUGUUUAUAGCAACUAUAAAGUGUUAACUAUAUAUUCUUAUAUGAUCAAAUAAAAAUGUUCUUGUAAUUUUCAAAAA
Molecule: messenger RNA, 6448 nt
Organism: Drosophila biarmipes
Lineage: Eukaryota; Metazoa; Arthropoda; Insecta; Diptera; Drosophilidae
Product: HEAT repeat-containing protein 1 homolog
Exons: 4
Coding region: 103-6363 (2086 amino acids)
Biological process (GO): maturation of SSU-rRNA from tricistronic rRNA transcript (SSU-rRNA, 5.8S rRNA, LSU-rRNA); positive regulation of transcription by RNA polymerase I
Cellular component (GO): 90S preribosome; small-subunit processome; t-UTP complex
Molecular function (GO): snoRNA binding
Source: RefSeq, a predicted model, not a curated record